This is a messenger RNA of Oreochromis niloticus (Nile tilapia), 1366 nucleotides long. It is a transcript of the gene cldnk, whose product is annotated as claudin k. The record is from RefSeq and is a predicted model, not a curated record. The coding region runs from base 471 to 1118 and encodes 215 amino acids. Gene Ontology annotation, molecular function: structural molecule activity. Gene Ontology annotation, cellular component: bicellular tight junction; membrane. NCBI's taxonomy places the organism in Eukaryota, Metazoa, Chordata, Actinopteri, Cichliformes, Cichlidae. The transcript is spliced from 2 exons.
CAUCUCGCAGGGCAGCCCCAUCUCCAGUCCUGUCCUGGGUGUUGGAGCUGAUCGUCCCUCUCUGCUGCAGUUCACCAAACCUCAGAGAAGAGAGAGAGAGACAGAGAGACGGAGAGAGCCUCCCCUGCUCUCUGGCCUUACUGUUGACUGAAUUGAAUUCUCAGGGUUGUCAUUCACAACUUCAGGCAUUCAUAGCUGAACUACAAAACCUACGGAGCUUCAGGCAAACCGUAAACUGUGGAUGAUCUCCGGGAGGAGCAGUGAAGGUUCAGCGACCUCUAUUUCAGGAUAGCAAUCCACGUCAAACUCAAGCUGACCUCAUCGACGUCAUCAUCCACAGGCGGCGGAGUGGACCACGGCAUUUCUAGCAACAUAGACUGUCACAUUUCUUUGUGGGACUAUAAGUUUGGCCUGUGCAGAGACUAAUAUAUCAGAGACAAGUCCAUCUGACUCAAAUAACACCUUUCGCCAUGGCUACCACGGGCAUGCAGUUGCUGGGUCUGAUCCUUUCCAUAGUGGGCUGGGUGGGUGGGUUAAUAGUUUGUGCCAUCCCCCUGUGGCGGGUCACCGCCUUCAUCGGUAACAACAUAGUGACAGCUCAGAUCAUUUGGGAAGGCCUUUGGAUGAAUUGCAUAGUACAGAGCACAGGUGAGAUCCAGUGUAAGGUGUACGAUAGCUUGCUGGCUCUGCCCAGCGACAUGCAGGCUGCCCGCGGCCUCACUGUGUUGUCCAUCCUGCUCUGUGGCCUGGCUCUGGCUCUGGGGGUCCUAGGAGUCAAGUGCACUAAAUGCAUCGGCGUAAACAGCCUUAAAGCCCGCAUUGCUCGCAUUUCCGGCUCUCUUUUUGCCAUCGCGGGGUUCCUUUACCUUGUGCCCGUCUGCUGGACUGCCCACUCCAUCAUCAGGGAUUUCUAUGAUCCACAUGUGGCAGCUCCACACAAGCGUGAGCUCGGCCCUGCCCUUUACAUCGGCUGGGGGGCGUCAGCCUUGCUUCUAAUUGGGGGGUCACUGCUCUAUGCGGGGUCAAGUCCUCCCGGAAUCCCAGGCUCUCCCACUUUCAGCAGUGGAGAGAGCAGUCCACGCAGGGCACCUGCCACACAAGUCAAAGGUUAUGUCUAAAAUGUCUGAAGGCCUUCCACAAAUCCACCCCAAAUGAUGUCAAACCUGUCUUUUCUCCUCUUGACAUUGAUUCAUGUCAUUAUUUUUUAUUAAGUGUCACUUUGCUUUUGUUUUCUUUGAGAAACGUCACAGGAGGCUGAAAACUGAACUUGUUUUAUUAUUUCAUACCUGAUACCCUUCAAUAACAUUUUUUCUCUGUCUGCCAGUUAAAUACAAUAAAAGUUGUAUCCUCUGUGGAGGAAAAAUGG